This is a messenger RNA of Calypte anna (Anna's hummingbird), 7528 nucleotides long. It is a transcript of the gene PLD1, whose product is annotated as phospholipase D1. The record is from RefSeq and is a predicted model, not a curated record. Lineage: Eukaryota; Metazoa; Chordata; Aves; Apodiformes; Trochilidae. Gene Ontology annotation, biological process: regulation of microvillus assembly; cell motility; intracellular signal transduction. The transcript has 28 exons. Gene Ontology annotation, molecular function: D-type glycerophospholipase activity; phosphatidylinositol binding. Bases 271 to 3498 code for a protein of 1075 amino acids.
AGCUUCUCAAAGACCUGUGCAGCUCGUGUGUUGGCUGUAGCAGCAUCGAUCCCUGUGUACCAGCACCUCGUGUUACAUAAGAAAACUUCCCACUCCUUAUAACAGCAAUAAGUGUCCUCAGAGGGAUGCCUGGAACUUCCUGAAGAUCAAAAAGCAAGGAGGAACAGAGACCCAAAGAAACCUACUCCCCCCCAGCAGACAAUAUUGUGUUUCUGCAGAGCUUGAGAUACUUUUGAAGCCCCCCGUGGCUCUAGCACGUGGGUCCCUGAGAUGUCACUGAGAGCUGAAGGCCAUGCAGCUACAUCGAGGCUAAAGAAAAUUGCUGCAGACAUGAGCAACAUCAUUGAGAGCCUGGACACCAGGGAGCUCCACUUUGAUGGGGAGGAGGUGGACACAGAGGUGCUGAAUGACCCAAAAGGUGCCGCAUGCUUUCCCUUCUCUGCCAUCUAUCACACGUGUGGCUUCAAGGAGCCAGGGACACAGACGUACCUCACAGGAUGUCCUGUCCGAGUCCGGGUCCUGGAAGUGGAACGCUUUACUUCCACCAAGAAGGUACCAAGCCCCAAUGUCUACACAAUCGAGCUGACCCAUGGAGAGUUCACCUGGCAGGUGAAAAGGAAGUUCAAGCACUUCCAAGAGUUUCACAGGGAGCUGCUGAGGUACAAAGCCUUUGUACGCAUCCCUAUCCCAACCAGGAGCCACACAGUCAGAAGACAAUCCAUCAAGAGGGGGGAACCAAGGCAGAUGCCCAGCCUGCCACACACCUCCGAGAGCACAGUCCGGGAGGAGCAUUUCUCCAGCAGGAGGAAACAGCUGGAAGACUACUUGACAAAAAUCCUGAAAAUGCCAAUGUACAGGAACUACCAUGGAACUAUGGAGUUCAUUGGAGUAAGUCAGCUGUCAUUCAUCCAUGACCUGGGACCAAAGGGCAUAGAGGGCUUUAUCAUGAAGCGCUCCGGGGGCCACCGCAUCCCUGGCCUGAACUGCUGUGGCCAGGGGAGGAUGUGCUACAGAUGGUCCAAAAGGUGGCUGCUGGUGAAGGACUCGUUCCUGAUGUACAUGAAGCCAGACUCAGGGGCCAUCUCCUUUGUCCUGCUGGUAGAUAAGGAAUUCAACAUUAAGAUAGGCCAGAAAGAGACAGAAACUAAAUAUGGGUUGCAGAUUGACAAUCUUUCUAGAUCUCUGAUUUUGAAGUGUAACAGCUACAGACAUGCCCAGUGGUGGAGGCAGGGCAUAGAUGAGUUCAUACGGAAGCAUGGGAAGGAUUUCCUCACGGAGCAUCGCUUCGGCUCCUACGCGGCUGUGCAGGAGAACACCCUGGCCAAGUGGUAUGUGAAUGCUAAGUGCUACUUUGAAGAUGUUGCCAAUGCCAUGGAAGCUGCUAAGGAAGAAAUUUUCAUCACAGAUUGGUGGCUGAGCCCUGAAAUCUUCAUGAAAAGACCAGUUGUGGAAGGGAAUCACUGGCGGCUGGACUACAUCCUCAAGAGGAAAGCGCAACAAGGAGUGAGGAUUUUUGUUAUGCUGUACAAGGAGGUGGAGCUUGCCCUAGGGAUCAACAGUGAAUACAGCAAGAGGACCCUCAUGCACCUCCAUCCAAACAUUAAGGUGAUGAGACACCCAGACCAUGUUUCAUCCUCUGUGUACCUCUGGGCCCACCACGAGAAGCUUGUCAUUGUUGACCAGUCUGUGGCAUUUGUGGGUGGCAUCGACCUGGCAUAUGGCAGGUGGGAUGAUGACGAGCAUCGCCUGACCGACGUGGGCAGCGUCAAGAGGAUGGUAGCACUGAAGUCUGUGUCGACCACCAACCUGGCAUCCGCAGCGGAGCCAUCUGAGCACGUUCCCCUGCAGUCUCAAGCUCCAUCUCAAGAAAGUCCCUUGUUCCCAAGAAAUGCUGAUGAUGCCCCAGACAUAUCAAAGAUGAAAGGAGUAGGAAAACCCAAAAAGUUUUCAAGGUUCAGUAUUUACAAGCAUCUCCAUAAACACGGCAUGCACCAUGCUGACAGCGUCAGCAGCAUAGACAGUGAUUCAAGUUACUGUAACCCCCCUAGAAGUCAACCAAAUAUAAUCCAGAGUUUAAAGCCCCAUCUGAAAAUGUUUCAUCAUCACACUGAAUCCAAACAGGGGCUCGCUGAGCCUCGGGAGGAUAAAGGAUCCAUCCGUAGCCUGAAGACAGGUGUUGGUGAGCUGCUUGGGGAAACCAGGUUCUGGCAUGGAAAAGAUUAUUGCAACUUUGUCUUCAAAGACUGGGUUCAACUUGACAAACCCUUUGCUGACUUCAUUGACAGAUACAGCACUCCAAGGAUGCCCUGGCAUGACAUCUCCUCCGUGGUGCAUGGCAAAGCAGCUCGUGAUGUCGCUCGACACUUCAUCCAGAGAUGGAACUUCACCAAGAUUAUGAAGCCCAAAUACCGGUCCCUGUCCUACCCAUUCCUGUUGCCAAAAUCUCAGCAAACUGCAAAUGAGCUGAAAUAUCAGGUGCCAGAGGCUGUUCAUGCCACAGUCCAGGUGCUUCGUUCUGCUGCUGACUGGUCAGCUGGCAUCAAAUACCACGAGGAGUCCAUCCACAAUGCCUAUGUCAGUGUGAUAGAAAACAGCAAACACUACAUUUACAUAGAGAACCAGUUUUUUAUUAGCUGUGCUGAUGACAAAGUUGUCUGGAACAAGAUCGGCGAUGCAAUUGCUCAGAGGAUUCUAAAAGCUCACAGGGAAAACAAACGUUUCCGAGUGUACGUGGUGAUCCCACUGCUGCCUGGCUUUGAAGGAGACAUUUCAACUGGGGGAGGGAAUGCUCUCCAGGCCAUCAUGCACUUCAACUACAGGACCAUGUGUCGAGGAGAAAACUCAAUCCUGAGCCAGCUGAAGCCAGAGGUUGGAGAUAAGUGGAUCAACUACAUCUCCUUCUGUGGACUUCGAACAUAUGCAGAGCUGGAAGGAAAACUUGUCACAGAGCUCAUCUAUGUUCACAGCAAACUGCUGAUUGCUGAUGACAACACAGUCAUCAUUGGUUCUGCCAACAUCAACGACCGGAGCAUGCUGGGGAAGAGGGACAGUGAGAUGGCCAUCAUUGUGCAGGACACUGAGACUGUCCCCUCCGUGAUGGAUGGGGAGGAUUACAAUGCUGGGAAGUUUGCUCAGUCCCUCCGGCUCCGGUGCUUCAGGGUUGUCCUUGGUGGCUCUGACCUCAACCCAGAGCACCAGGAUCCUGUCUGUGACAAAUUCUUCAAGGAGGUGUGGAUUUCUACAGCAGCUCGCAACGCCACCAUCUUUGAUAAGGUUUUUCGCUGCCUUCCCAGUGACCAGGUGAAUAAUUUAACCCAACUCCGUGAUUUCAUCAACAAGCCCAAGUUAGCCACUGAUGAUCCUGCAAGAGCAGCAGAAGAAUUAAAAAAGAUUCGUGGGUUUUUAGUACAAUUCCCCUUUCGUUUUCUGGAGGAGGAGUAUUUGCUUCCCUCUGUUGGAACAAAGGAGUCCAUGGUACCCAUGGAGGUUUGGACUUAAGAAGAUACAGACUGCUUUGCCUUUUAAAACUCUGGUUCUCUAGGGACAAAUUGAUGGACAAUAGAGGAUUUUUGGAAAGCUUUUUAUUACUAAGGGAGGUGGAAAGUAUCUCUACCAAGCUAAUGUGCCUUUCUUAAGGAUUUUGGUGGAGGAACGUGAAGCAACUCAACACUAGCAAAGGAGAGGAGCAGAAAGACUUGGAAAUCGUGGCAAAAUUACAAGUUUCUCCUCUGAGGAGUGACCACUCGAGAUGUUCUCAGCACCUAAGGGAUGCAGCCCACUUCCUAGGAUAACAAACAAAUCCCAGUUGAUGUUGUCACUGCUGCCAGCUGUAUAUUGUGGCUGCCUACGUCGUGUGAUCGUGCUGUGGCUGCACAGGACUCAUGGGCUGGGUGUGCUUCUCAGGUUUUCAGAUAUCUGUGUCCUGGCUGGCUGGAAUUCCCCCCCCCCUCUCCUCUGGACACCAUCAGAGCACAUCAUGCAGCUCUGACACUGCUGGGAAGUGCUGCUUGGUACUGCCUUGGAGCUUCCCACCAUCCCAGCUUGACUACUUAAAGGGAACAGCAGUAACAAUCUUCUACCAGAAUCAGCAUUUUGGGGUUUUUUUUUCUAUCUUUUGUUUCUACCAGAGCUAGAGCAAUCAGCAGUCCUCAUGCAUAGCAUGGUACAGCCACAUCCAAAAAGCAGACCAUCCUUCCCAGCCCUUCCCCUCCCUAUUUAAAAGAAGGGAAAGGCCAUUCAGCUGGAGCUUGAAGCCACUCUCAAACUGAGCUGAUGGAGGUGGGCUGAGUGCAAGGAGGAAAGAGGAGCAAGACCUCUGCUUUGCUAUUAGACCAGCCACAAUCUUGAGCUCAGUCAUUCUCAAGCACAAGUAACCCACAGCAUGCCCUGUCCUGGUUUCCAUUUUUAUAAGACAGUUUCCAAAGUUAUUUUGCAUCUCACUGUGCAGCAAAGCAGCAGCUCAAUUCAGCAUCCCUGGGCAAAACACCUCCUGGGGCAGGAUCUCAUGUGGUGGGUGUCCUCCUGGGUCUUACCUUGAUCCUCCAUCCCACAAGGAGCUGUGUCUCCCAGUUCCAUGUCCAGCUGCAGUGCUGGGAGAGGUGGUCCUGGGGGAAACAGUGAAGUGUGGAAUACUGAGAGAAAUGCCCAAGGAGAGGCAGAGCUGGAGAAGUGGGAGGCUGAGCUCCUCUGCUGCCAGUGCAUCUGGGGAAUCCCUUUGCCAGCUGGGUUUAACCCUCUGCCCAACUCAGUCAAAAGACAUGGGGAACAGGUAUUUACUUUAGCUCACAAGCCAGUCCUUUGUUUGUUUGGUUUUUUUUUUCUUUUUUUUUCUUCUGUUUUUGGCUCUUCCAACAGUCUCACUUGUUUUUACUUGGAAAAGAGUCACACUGGCUGCCUGGCUGUCCCAAGCUGGCACCACAUUUUAGCUGACUGCCCUCUAUGUCUUUAGGCCCAUCAAUAGGCACCAGGUAAUUCUCUUCCUGCUGCAUUGCCCAAGGAAGUAGCAGCCCCAGACAUUCCUGCAGAGCACACCAAGUCUCAGUCCCUGCCUGCAGUUCCCACUGCUUGAUGCUCAUGUUUUCAGAUGCCAGUUGCACUGGUUGGUGGCUCUGUGGCCUGGUUAGCCUCUUGGAAGGGCCAUUGUGGCAAUGUUCAGUCCAAAGGUUUGAUAUUUUUAGCUGGUGUGCUGGAAGGUGACAAACGUGUUCCCUUGAUUAUAUAUAUUUUUUUUUAUUAUUAUUAUUUUUUUAUCUCUUAAAAAAAUUUGACCUUGGGUCACCCCCUGCAGAGCCAGGGCAAUGUGUGUCCUGACCACAAGAAAGAUCAAAGCUUCCUGGUUAUUUCAUGGCAGUGCUAGUUCAGAGAUUUUCUCUCCUGAUAUGUUUUUAGCUGGUUUAGUUUCAACAAAGCUGCUAACUUGAAAUGAUUACAGCCUGUCAGAGAAUCACUGUAAGUCAUGCAGAUCUCUGUUCAUGGUUGAAAAGGAAGCAUCCAGCCCUUCAACCUGCACACAUGAAAAGUGCAAGGCUCCUGUCACCUUCCAAGUGCUUUUAUUGUCCCCAUCCUCAUGUUAGCAAAGAUUCUUGUCAUUGUUAAAUUAGCCUUAUCGUGUCUUUUCAGGCAGUGGGUGGCUAAUUUUGGGGCUUCUUAGUAAUGUUCAGAAGCAAGGCAAGGUUGAAAGGCAGCCUCAGCAUGGUGCAGAGAGCCCCAGGGGCUCGUGGGGCCACCAAAGCCCCGAGAUGUGGUUUAUUUCUUAUAUUAAGAAGCCUGUGUGGUUGAACAGCUUGAGAGAGUUAAUUGCUGCACCUAAACAAUCACUACUCUUUAGUCCAUAAUACCAGCGUGGGUUUUAUUUUUUUUAUACCUUCAAACUGGAGAGGAUUUGCUUACAGAUAUCCAGUGAUGUGGAUUCAAGCAUGAGCAAACCCAGAAACAUGAAGUGUUUGUUUUGGCAUUUAUUUGUUAGAACUAGUUUGACCUGAGUAGAAGACUUUUUUUUUUUUUUCUGCCUUUAAUUUAUUCCUUACCACAUGCCACUUUGAGAACUUGUAUUCCUUACCAUGUCUUUUUUAAUAGUCUGAUAUUUUAAAGUAUGUGUUUUGUCAUAUAGGUGUUGAUGUUUCAGUCUAAAGUUGGUGCAUGGUUUUAAAAAUGAGGACUAAGUUGUCAUCCUAUGUAAGGACUUUGCUAAAAACCAUUUGUAGGAGAACUACUCCAGUGUUCCACAGGAGAUGUAAAGUGCUCAGCUCAGUUUCUGGUCUCUUGGUCUCAGUUUGUCACCUGACUUGAUGUGACCCUUGCUGGAUUAAAUCCCCAACACUCCAUUUUCCCUUCUUUUGAUCAGGUUUGACAACACGAUUUCACAAUCCUGGUGCUGUGCCCAGGGUGGAUCCCAGUGUAGGUUUUGCCUAGCUGGGACCCUGGCAUCAAUUUACAAUAUCUUUAUUCCUUCCAAGGAGACAUCCAUGUACAAUCCAACAUGGUUUGCUGGUUUUAUUUCAGUGUAAGAAAUGAGUCUUUUGUGCACUUGUAGUUGGGACAGUCAGGGAGGGGGGGUCGAAGGGGGAAAGUGUCAUCUGUGCACAGCAGCUGCGUUUGUGAGGACAUUGAAAAUAAAAGUCUGAAUGGUCCUUGAGGUUGUUAGUGCCACUUCCUUCUCCUGCUGAAUGUAAAGACCCAAAUCCCACCCUGGUCUAAACUGACACAUCUCAAUCAGAGGUGCUGCUCUGGUUUUCUGGCAGAAGGGACUUGGUCCAUAGGAUGGAGAGAUGGCCAAGGUGAAGCAAGCAAGUGGUCUCCAGAGCAGGUAUUUGGGUGGUCCAGAAGCUGUGAAUAUGCUUUCACAUUUUUGUGGCACUCAUUUUGCAGACUGUUUCAAACCAGCAAUCCUGUCUGCAGGGCUGAGAUCCUGCUGAAAGCUGGAGCUUUGCAAGAACCAAGGUUUAAACCUAGAGAGUGACACCAUGGCAAUGAUUUAAUUUAAUGUGCAAAACAAAGGUGUAUUAAAGUGGAGCAGCCCCACACUCUGUAUGUUGACCACUGAAUGCAAUGAUCCUCUGGGGGUUUCUCUUUUUUAAUUUUUUUUUAUUUCCCUGCCUGCUUUCUUGUUGUAUUUUUCCAGGAUUUGUGAUUAUUCCAUUUUUAACCUCCCAGUGUGGUUUUGUAGAAUCUCCUCCGUGUAAAUAAUUCCAAUUUACCUCUUUCCUGAUGCUGGGGAAAUUAGAAAGUGUCAAAAGUCACAGUUCUAGGAAUGUUUGGGUUUUUUUUUGGUAUUGUUUUGUGUGGUUUUUUUAGUGUCUAGUUAACUGGUAACAAAAGGAGAGCUUCCACUUUGGGUCUGAGUGCAGGUGUCCGUGCAUCUCUACCUUCUGGAGGUGCAGUUGUGAACACUGAAUAUCCCUUCUGUGAAGGCUGCUGGAAUUCAGUUUUGUAUCUCUGUUUCUGCUAUUGAUCACUUUGCUUUCCACUACGUUUGUACCUGGUAAAUGACUGUGUAUUAAUGGACUGAAAAUACAACUGAGCAUCAUGU